UCGCCGCGGCAACGGGACGCGGAGCCGGGCGGCGGCGGCGGCCGCGGCGCCUCACGCCAUGUCCGAGAUCCUGUGCGAGUGGCUGAACCGGGACGUGAAGCUCUCCCGCCGCAUCGUUCCAGGAUCAUUUCCAGAAGCAUUUUCUACUGGCUACCUUCUAGGAGAACUCCUUCACAAAUACGGUCUUCAGGAUGACUUUAAAGAAUUUUCAAAGAGCAGAGUUGCAGAUGCAAAAAUUAACAAUUUUUCUCGCCUGGAGCCCACACUUCACCUCCUUGGUGUGCAGUUUAAUGCGAAUAUGGCCCAAGACAUCAUGACAGGACAGCAUGGGGCUGCAACAAAUCUUUUAUAUGAAUUGUAUAUUGCUUUAGAAAAAAAGAGGAAGGCAAAGUUCACUGGAGUAGCCAUGGAAGCAAUGAGACCUGCAGCAACUGUAAAGCUUAAGUCUACUGAAAGUGGAAAUCGAGAGCAUUACAUAGGAAGAAGGAGACAAAAUGAAAUAAUGGCCAGGAUUCAAGCAGCUGUUACACAGAUUCAAAAACAACCAUCAAGACCCACCAUAAAAUCUGUUGAAGCCAAAAGAUUCUUAAAGAAGAAAAGGGAAGCAGAGAAUGUAUACAGGGAGAUAGAACAAUUUGAGAAGUCUCAAGUGGCGGGAAGUGCCUCUGCAGUACCCGGCCAGGUGACUGACAGUGAUAUGCAAGAAUUAUUGCAAACACAGAAGUUUCAAGAAACAACUCUAGAAACUAUACCAGAGAUGAGAACUGAGCUGUUAAGUAUUUAUUCAGAUGAUGAAUAUAUAAGGAAAAUUCAAAAACAUGUAGAGGAAGAUACAUUUGCUAGAGAACAACGAGCAAAGAGACGACAAAAAAUGCUUGUGGAUCAGUUAGCAGCACAUGAAGCACAGGAGAAGGCUUACCGGGAGGAGCAGCUCAUUUACAGACUAAUGAAACAAUCUCAGCAUGAGCGGAGGAUUGCUGCUCAACUCAUGCAUGUUCGGCAUGAAAAAGAGGUGCUAAGGCAAAACAGAAUUUUCAGGGAAAAGCAAUAUGAAGAAAGACGACAGAAGGAGUUCCAGGAAGCUCUUGACAGAGAAGCGGCUCUUGCAAAACAAGAAAAUAUUUAUAAUGAAGAACAAGUAAUCAGAGAAAGAGAACACCAUAAGAAAAUUGCUGCUGAAAGAGCUCAGGCACGCUAUAAAAAGCAUUAUUCUAUAUGUUGGGAAAUGAUAGACCAAAUCAUUGAUUUGUCGGCAAAAGUAGGAGAAUAUCGUCAACUGACAAACAACCGUGUUCCGUUAAAACUGAUGCUGGAUUGGAAGGAACUUUUUUUAAAUGGAAAACCAAUAUAUGAACAAGCCUCAAUUCAGCCUUUGCCAGAUGAACCUAGCCCAGAACAACUUGUAGAGCUGAAUAAAAUGAGUCUGUUAGAUGAAAAAGAUUAUGGUGAAUACAAGAGUAUGACAGGGGAAUGGAGCCCAACUGAAGAGAACAGUGAAAACAAACCUCCUCUUAAUAAUAACAUACUGGGUCAUGUGCUUCGUAGACUGAUGGAGAAGUUUUAUCCUCCAAAACCCAAAUCUUCACCUGAAUUUCCUUCAUUUCCCAUCAAGGGAUGUAUUUUGGGAAAAAUGUUUAGUGGAAAAACUACCUGUGCAAAGUUUCUUGGAAAAGUUUGCAAUAUUCAGGUACUAUCUGUUGGUACUCUGGUUCAGGAGGCCAUUGAAGCUUUUCUUCAAAAUGAAAUGGAAACUGAACACCACGUGAUUUCAGAGGAACCAGAGAGUUCUGGAGAACAGAGUGAGGUCCAGGAGAACUUACCAAAUUCACCACCAAAUCUUCUAGAGGAACUCCAAACAGAAACCACCACAGAAUCUAUUUUAGACAGUUGUCCUGUUGAGAAGGAUCCAUCUCAGGAAGAAUUUGAAUUGGAUGACAGUCAGGAUGACCUACCCAAGCUAUCUGUACGUGCCCAGCUUGGUGCUGCAUCCCAGAAAUGGUUGAAGAAAGGAAAAAGUGUUCCUGAUGAAUUACUAGUUGACAUCCUUUUGGAAGCCAUUACCCAAAUACCACCAGAGAAGGGGUGGAUUGUGGAAGGGUUUCCAAUGACAAUUAAUCAGGCAAAGCUAUUUGAAAAAUCCUAUACAGGGAUUGAUGUAGAAGAAAAAGAUCCAAUUUCUGAAAAGGUGUCCCUUGCUAUAGGUCCCAGAGUCCCUAACAAGCCUGCUCCUACCUCACCUGCAUUUGAUGUUUCUAUAUUAUUGGAUCUUUCAGACAGUGUGGUACUGAAACGCGCAGCUAAUGUGAAAUUAGAUAAAAGAAAGGCAUCUCGGGCUGAACAGAGCAGCGAUCAAAACUCAGAAGCUGAAAUCUUAGAAGAGAAGAUUGACUUAGCCAGGGAGCAGGUGCUGCACAGAAUUGCAGGCUUUCUAAAGACAUGGCCAAAAUUAGAGAAAUGGUUUUCAGUCCAUCAAAACACUCUAGUGAAAGUAAAUGCAGAGACAGAAGAAAGUCACGUGUGUGAAAGAGUGAAGGAAAUUAUAAUAGAAGAAAUUGUGAAAAAGCAGAGGACAAGGCCUGUGGAAGAAAUAGCGCCAGAAGAAGAGGUUUUACCAGUUACAGAUGAAGAAGAGGUUUUACCAGCUAGAGAAGAAAAGGUUUUACCAGUUAUAAGUCAGCCUUCUCCCUCUCCUGAGACACCACAACCGAUUGAACCAGGAUCAGAUGAAUGGAUUUAUGUAGAUGAACCACUUCCCCAGGAGAUAAUUGAUUUUUUAGUAUGUUACUGGGAAGUGGUAGAAAAUACAUAUAUGAAUACUAUCAAAACUGUACUUAGAUGUCUAAGGGAUGAACAAUACACUAUAAUUCAUUACACAGCAGAUAUUAGAAAAAAAUUUCAAGAUUAUUUGAAACGUCCACAUCUUAAGCAGGAGUUUGUAUCUCAGUGGCAAACAGAUUUUAAUUCAAUUGCUGAUGACCUGCAAGAUGAUGAGGAAACAAAAGCUGAACUACACCAAAGAGUUACUAACCUCAAAGAUCUUCUGUGGGAUAUCUGUGACAGCAGAAGGGAAGAAGCAGAGCAGGAACGUAUUAAUAUCAUGAAUGAAGAGUGGCUACCAGAUCAUAGGGGGCUUGCAAUGAACCAUUUCUUUACACUUAUGCAGGUUGAACUGGAUCGUUUCCAAGAUACAAAGAGUCUUCUUCGUGAAUAUUAUAGGGCAAUGGAAGGAAAAAUCCCAACAGAAGACACUCCAGAUUUUACUAGAAUCCCAUUGUUAGAUAUUAUUAAUGGAGAGCAGAAGGACGAUCAAGAGGAAUCAAGAAGGAUUCCUCUAGUUUCUUGGAAACUGCCUUCACCAGGUAAUACCAAAUCAAGAAGCAGUGGAACUCCACAGGAGUGUUCCAAGGAUAAGAAUUCAGAAAAUGGAGUGGCCACUUGCAGCAAUGAUGAAAAUCUUGUUAUUGAUACAUGGCAAACAGCAGUAACAGCAGUAUCAGAUAUGGUAACAGCUGAAAUAGAGUCUAGAGAAAUGGAGGAAGAAAAAGAACGUCAGCUAAAACCGAAAGCUUCAAAAGCUGCACAGAAAAAACCAGGCAAAGCUGCUGGGAAAGAUACCAAAGGUGUCAAAAAGGCAUCUGCCAAAUCACCGACUAAAAAAAAAGGAGCAAAAGCCAGUCCAGUUCCUAUAGACCCAGAAGAAUUAAGGAAACAAGAACUGGCACUUAAAAUAAAGCAAGAAUAUUUCAGUGCCUUGAAACAUGAGGAGGCAGCCACAAAAUCUCGACUAGAACUCAUAAAAGAAAAAGCUUUAGCAUUUCUUGAGGAUCUAAAAUGUAAAGCAGAAGAGGCUUAUAAAGAUAUGGAAAAAUGGCUUGGAUCCACCUUCUUGGCAGAAGUAUCCUGUGUUGAAAAGCUGGUAGAGGUUGCACGACAUCAUAUUGAGAGUUCUAGCAGAAUCCAAUAUGAAAUGACUUUAGAAGAAACAGAUUUCUUCAUCAAUGGCAAUGUAAAAAUUGUUCCUGACCCUGUUCCUGACCCUGUUCCUCCACCAGAAUUUCAACGCAUAGAAAACUCUGGAAGUAAUACUCUAACUAUUUCACAGCUUACUACACUUCAUAAGCAGUUUCUACAGCUGGCACCUAAAGGUUUUAUACCAAAGAAAUUAUUUAUUGAAACUCUUAGUGGCUUGGUUAAUUUGAAUCUUGGAAUAAACUGCUUUCCUGAUGCAUGGAAGAGCUUAACACUUCCAGAUUUCCAAAAUUUGGCACGUGAAUUCACAGUGAACUCAGAACUUACUGACUGGCGCAGAUUCUUGCUGGCAGCAGCACAGCCUUGGCCAGUGCCUUCUGUGACACAACUCCUCAAAACACUGCAUGGCUUCCAGUCUGUUGAUGUCACCGGAUCAGGCUUUGUUACAGAGGAGCACUAUAUGCAGUUUGGUGCCUGCUUUGCGUUUCUCCUAAUUCUUAUGUCACUGAAGGCUGGCUUAUGGUUUAAUGGAAAUGAAGAUCUAAGCAUAACAGAAAGCUGCAAGGAACCUGUGCCUUUAGAUAGGCUGAAAUACCUCAAAAAGCUUUUCUUCAGUUUAUUUGCGGAUACCAGAAAAGACCCUGCUCUGCUGAACUAUACUGAGAUGCUGCUUUAUUUUGCCUCCCACUCUGAUCCAGUUGAAGGUGUAUACAGAGCAUUUAGCAUUGCUACUGGAACAUAUAUUCGCAGAAAAAAAGAAGCUUCCCUUCCAUGUGCGGAUUCUUCAAGCCCCAACAUACUGUCAAAUGACAAGACUUUAAUAGAAGAUGAAAAAGAAGUCUUGAAUUACACAGCUGAAGAAAUUAUUUCAGUGACAUCUCUACUCAAAAUGUUUCAUACUGGAGGAAGUAAAGAUGAAAAUAAUCAUAGAUUUAGCCCUCUAGAGAAGGCAGACAGCUAUGAUAAGCAUUUCAUCAAGAUGUACCAAGAAUUAGGUGCUGAAGAUCUGACACCCAUUGCAAUUGAACUCCUUUUGAAGCACCCUUUCAUGGAAAAUUUGAUCAACACAUGCCAAGAAUACAAACUUCCUGAUAUUACAGUCUUUCUCCAAAGAUUCAAAGAAGCACAAUCAACUGAUGGGGAAAAAAACACAUAUGAAGACAUCAAUGUAUGAAAUGUUGUUCAUGAACAUUAAGAAAUCUUUUUUCUCAAAGUCUGUAAGAAAUGUCUUACAAGUCCAGUCCUCUCUUCCAUGAGAAAAGGUUUUUUGUUUAUUGUUGCAAGAGCAAAAUCCCAUUACAACUACACAUUUUCUGUUACUUUAAAUAAAAAAAAAACCAACAAAACCACUAACAGGGAAAGUUAUGGUUUGCUCAUCUUAAACAGUCUGAUGAUAUUUUUAAAUAAAAUUAAACCAGUUUCUGAACUUUUUUAGAGAUGGUAGUGUGUUCAUUAAGAUUUGGUUUAAGAAAAGAAUGUGUCCAAUUCUUCCAAGUGCACUAAGAUAUCUAUUCAGCUUUUGUUAGAUAAUUAAUUAAUUAAUUGUUUAAUUAAUUAAAUGCUGUAAUCAGUUAAUCUUUGAAAACAUGUUGCAAUUUGUAGCUAAUAAAAUAAAUGAAAACAGUGUUUUCUCUAAGAUCAGGAUAAACGGGGCAUCAUGUACAUGAAAACGGAUUGUUUGUUGACAGUGGAGAUGAUUAAUCUUUGCCAUUCAACCUUUCUAUUUCUACCCUUGCAUUAUAUCUCAGCUCUACCACCUGCUAAAAACCUGCAGGCUCUCUCUCCCCUGCAGGUGUGGGUGUCACAGGUGCUGCUCCCUGGCCAUGUCCCCUCCCAGCAUGUGGCCCCAAGCAGGCCCUGACGUGAAGCAGCAGGGUAGGCAAGCAAGCACUGCAGUGUUUGUGGCUCCACUGCUGAAUCUGAGCAUCACAUCAUUGGCUGAAAUUCACAGCGGGGUUCCACACAAACCUUCUCAGUUAUCCAACAAGAGUCCUUUUUUUAUUCACUCGGUGCAUUCAAGGGCACCAUAUACUCCAGAUGCAUGCUGCAGAUUUUCAUGUGUGAUAGGUGCUUGUCUAAAAAUACCUAUGGCACACCAUGACACCUAGAGACUGUUGAUUUCUGAGGCAGAUUAAGCAGAGUCCUGCUCAAAUAUUCUCCUUACUUACAGCUGAAGUGGUUGUUUCUUUUUCUAUAUGAAGUCUGAGUCUACUGGCUUUCAUGGAAGUUGUUACUAGGAUGUUUGUGUUUAAAUGUAGUUUUAUCCAAUUUUUCCUUUCUCUUGUGUCUAUUGAUGGCUGCUAUAAGUCGAUAGGAACUAUUUUUUUUAUCAACCUUUGUGACAUACAUUCCAGAACGCUCUUUGUAAAUAAUUCCCCUGGAAUUAAAAAUGGAGAUGCCUAAUAAAUUCUCAGUUUUCAGUGGUA
Molecule: messenger RNA, 6395 nt
Organism: Corvus hawaiiensis (hawaiian crow)
Lineage: Eukaryota; Metazoa; Chordata; Aves; Passeriformes; Corvidae
Gene: SPEF2
Product: sperm flagellar 2
Exons: 35
Coding region: 59-5143 (1694 amino acids)
Biological process (GO): sperm axoneme assembly
Cellular component (GO): manchette; sperm midpiece
Molecular function (GO): protein binding
Source: RefSeq, a predicted model, not a curated record